AUGCUCGGCCUCCCUCUCCUCGCCUUCGCGGCCCUCGCUUUCUCCACCGCCUCCGCCGACAACCCACCCGAACCAAAGAACUCAAAGCGCGGCCACAAGUCCAUCCCCAUUUUCAAGGACAUGACCAAGGACUGCACGCAACUUACCUACAUUAAGCCCGACGAAGACUGCGGAAACAUCCUAACCGCAACCGGCGUCCUUCUAGGGGACUUGUACAAGAUGAACCCGAGCAUAGGCGAUAAUUGCCAGACCAUGAAGGGCGGUGCCUGGCUCUGCGUCUCCACAGAGACUAUUGCUGAGGUCGCGGCCAAGAAGGAACAGAUACCUGCGCCCUGGAUGUGUGCUGAUAAAACGGUUUGCCGAUGCCCGGGUGACGGACAGAGUUAG
Molecule: messenger RNA, 387 nt
Organism: Plenodomus lingam JN3
Lineage: Eukaryota; Fungi; Ascomycota; Dothideomycetes; Pleosporales; Leptosphaeriaceae
Source: RefSeq, a predicted model, not a curated record